AUGUUUAGGUUUGGACCCUUUAGCGUGCUCGCCUAUGUUUCUAUCCUUCUUGUUACUUCGAGAUGCCCCUCAGCUUUACCCGUCGCCGGAGGAACAGAUAGUCUCACUGUUUUCACAGAUGAUGUCCCUCCGUCCAUUGACAUAUCACACCACCCAUUUCCAGCGAGAUUAAACUUAGCCUCAGAGCCAAGUUCGAUCUGGCGCCGGGAUACUUCAAUGCCCGAUUGGGACAAAAUCGCUAAAUAUGCAAAAGAACAGUGGGGCAAUGGAAAACACAAGGUCGUGACGAACGACAAACAUUUUCCUCAGUACCCUGCAUUAUUGUGCGCUCCCAGUACCGAAACUGUUGCGGUAACAUAUACAGGACAACCUCAAUGUAUGACGAACAACGCCUCUUCCCAGGGUGUGUUGAGCGGCACUAGUGGCACAGUCUCCAUCUCUGUUGGACAAGGCUAUACUGUCUCUUCUUCGUUUGUACUCAGUUCGACUACGAGCGCUGAGCUUUUUGGAAGUUUUACCACUAUGACGACCUUUCCUGAUAUCACCACUGUAAUGCAAGGAUUUACAACAAGCGCUACUAUCUCUAAUACGCAGUCUGACAGUCUCACUGAGACUUACAAUACUAUGCAGACAAGUACACUCGUCAUGGUUUCCCAAACAGGGCAGGAAUGCGUGGCUACCCUUGUCGACCGUACAUGCGUUCUGACAGGCACUGGUGUACUCAAAUUGGUGGGCACAGGUUAUGUCGCGUUCGAAUAUACGAAGAAAGUGAAAGGCCAUUACAUCCGCAAGUCAUCGUGCAUUUACACUUUCGUUCCUACACUCAGUUAUCACCCGUAG
Molecule: messenger RNA, 840 nt
Organism: Lentinula edodes (shiitake mushroom)
Lineage: Eukaryota; Fungi; Basidiomycota; Agaricomycetes; Agaricales; Omphalotaceae
Exons: 8
Coding region: 1-840 (279 amino acids)
Source: RefSeq, a predicted model, not a curated record